Trichomycterus rosablanca is the source of this 1292-nucleotide messenger RNA. It is a transcript of the gene tnfsf13b, whose product is annotated as TNF superfamily member 13b. Lineage: Eukaryota; Metazoa; Chordata; Actinopteri; Siluriformes; Trichomycteridae. The record is from RefSeq and is a predicted model, not a curated record. The transcript is spliced from 6 exons. The coding region runs from base 1 to 831 and encodes 276 amino acids. Gene Ontology annotation, molecular function: tumor necrosis factor receptor binding; receptor ligand activity. Gene Ontology annotation, biological process: immune response; positive regulation of B cell proliferation. Gene Ontology annotation, cellular component: membrane.
AUGCCUGGGAUCAGUGCUGCUCCGGAUCGGAUAGAAAGUCGGAGGAUCUCGUGGGCAGUCGUGGUCAUGAUUUUGGUGGCCAUCACUUCAUCUUCCUUGUCAGCUCUGUCCCUGUACCAUGUGCUGGCUCUGCAGGCUGAGGUGGAAGGGCUGAGGAGCGAGGUGACCCGGAGGAGAGAUGAAUGCAGGGACACGCCGGAGGAAAAUGUUAAAGGACCUCAGCAGCAACAUGAGGACCACAGAAGCAAAGGCCAGAUCUUGCCGGAGAGCAGCAGUGAAGCUCCUCAGAAACUGGACACAGAAGCUUCUGGGAGGCAACAGGAGCAGUUCAGUUUGAAAAAGAGAAGCGUGGAAUUAUUUCAGCCAUGCUUGCAGAUGAUUGGAGACAAAAAGAGGAAAGUCUUCCAGAAAGAUUUUGAACUACAGCAGCACACUGGCAUUCCGUGGCAGAUGGGUCUAAUGCGGGGAUCAGCUCUCGAGCAGUAUGAGGAUUCCAUAGUGGUCAAAGAGGAAGGCUACUACUUCAUCUACAGUCAGGUAGAGCAUUAUGACCCACCAGUCACAAAGGUCUAUUACAAAGAUCCCACCUAUGCGAUGGGCCACAUUGUGAUCCGUAUCAAAAAGAACGUGGUCGGGGAUGAGAGCCAGCAAGUUGUUCUGUUCCGUUGCAUCAAAAGCAUGAUUACGAGUGUUCCCUUUAACACUUGCUACACAGCCGGUAUAGCAAAGCUGGAGGAAGGCGACCGUGUGGAGCUGCUCAUACCUCGUCAAUCAGCUAACAUAUCUUUGGAUGGAGACUGUACCUUCCUAGGGGCUGUUAAACUGAACUGAGUUAUCUCAGAAAGAGACUUAAAGGCUUACUGUACUCUGGAUGAGUGAAUUCCUUGCUUGUUAUAAUAGUACAGAUACGGGACACUUUUGUUAGUAGGCCUACAGUUUACAAUUGAAUGGAAAAAUGAAGGAAUGGUUGGAAUGGGACUGGGAUGAUCCAAGCAUACAGAACAUUUCAGAUCUAACCUGGACGGAUUCUGGUUUUGUCAAAUGGUGACAAGUUGCUGAACUUGUUUUCCCGUCUUGGUACUAAAAAUAUAAAGGCGGGUGUGGAACGCUUAAGACCGUGUAAAUCAAGAAUAGCUGAGACAUUAUGCUCACAGCUUUAAAGUGGCAAUUCCUUUUUACUCCAGGUUCAUGUGAUUAAAAAAGGAAUGUUUCUGAAGAUCUAUGUCAACACAUUCUGUUCCAGAGUGUAACCAUAAAGCUUUUGUGUGACAUAAUUAAAUGAUCUAAUUAUA